This is a messenger RNA of Monopterus albus (swamp eel), 3058 nucleotides long. RefSeq names its product interferon-related developmental regulator 2 (gene ifrd2). The coding region runs from base 485 to 1792 and encodes 435 amino acids. The transcript has 13 exons. Lineage: Eukaryota; Metazoa; Chordata; Actinopteri; Synbranchiformes; Synbranchidae. The record is from RefSeq and is a predicted model, not a curated record.
GCGAAUGGUCAAUUAUGCAAAUCACAUAGCGACUUUUCGGACAGCCAAUAGCUAAUUUCCUUACUGAGGCGUUGGCAACCCCGGCUCCCGGCCUGAUCAGUAGCUACUGAGGGAAAAUGGUGGACUUGGCAAAAGCAGCGUGUUCAGAACUCCGUCCCAAACAUUUGAAAAAACAUUUACCGUCUCAACGUGGCAUUAGGUAUAGAUUACCCGGGGACAAUCAUAGAUAAUACAUUGUGAAAACCGUUGAGGGAAGUGAUUUUCCCCACCGGACAAGCCUUUAUUCCAGAAUUGGAGAGUCGCGGAACGUGAAGGAGGUGGUUGGUGCGAGGAAAGGACGCUAGCCAUCGCCGGCUAAGUGCGACGAAGCUGUCCAAUCAAAUCUGCGAGGAGCGGACUUCGCAGUUUGACUGAAAGCAAGCUAACCCGAGCUAGUUAGCCCGAGUUAGCUUUCUUGCGAACUGGUGUAUCAGCGCUGCUCGAAAUGCCACGGAGUAAAAAGGGGAAACGUGGCUCCGGUAAGCCGGGUGUUAAAAAUGGGGUGAAGGGAGAGUCGGGUGCCAGCGAUGAUGAGCUGACAUCUGAUAUUCUCAGUCACUACAGCAGUGCCAGCGAAAGCACGUCUGUACUGGAAGAGAGCACAGGUGGUGAGCAGGUGGAUGAGCAGACUGCCCAGGAUGAAACAGAGGACAAACUCAAACACUGUAUAGACAACCUGAUGGAUAAGAGCGCUAAGACCCGUCUCGCAGGCCUUGAGUCUUUACGGCAGGCCUUCUCCUCCAGAGUGUUGUACGACUUCCUGACGGAGAGACGCCUCACUAUCAGUGACUGCCUGGAAAGAAGCCUUAAGAAAGGCAGUGGAGAGGAACAGGCAGCGGCGGCCACAGUCUUCGCCCUGUUCUGUAUCCAGCUGGAGGGUGGAGAUGAGGCAGAGGAGGGCUUCAAGAUGCUUCGCCCCAUCCUCACCACCAUCUUAAAUGACAACAGCGCCAGCAUAGCAGCUCGCCACAGUUGUGCCAGAGCUCUGGGGAUGUGCUGUUAUGUCUCUGCUGCCCAAAACGGAGAGGAUUUGAUCAAGUCAUUGGCCCUUCUGGAGAGCAUCUUCAUGUCUUCAUACCCCAACAGAGAAGGAACGCUGCCCACACCCAAACCUGGGAGUCCAGUGCUCCACAGCACCGCCCUGCAGGCCUGGUCACUACUGGUCACCCUCUGUCCCGCAUCUAGACUGACUGUGUUGCUCGACCUUCACCUCCCCAAGCUCCAGGCGUGUCUGCAAAGCAGUGACGUUAACUACAGGAUCGCAGUGGGAGAGACCAUUGCCCUGUUGGUGGAGCUGGGGCGAGAUAUAGACGAGGAAUUCAAGGUGGAGGACACUGAAAGUUUGUGUGAAUGUCUGAAGAGUUUAGCCACAGAUGGCAACAAACAUCGAGCCAAGAAUGACAGAAGAAAACAGCGCUCCAUCUUCAGAGAGGUGCUACAUUACAUAGAGAACGAGGACUUCACAGAGGAGAAGAUCAGGUUCGGAGUGGAGAGCGUUUACAUCGACAGCUGGAUGAGGAGAAGAAUCUAUGAUGCCUUCAAAGAGAUCCUGGAGUCUGGAGUUAGACACCAUCUACAGUUUAACCCACUACUGAGAGACAUCUUUGGUCUUGGUGCUCCCCUUGUCCUGGAUGCCACGGUUAAAGGCAGCAAGAUCUCGCGGUUUGAGAAGCAUCUUUUCAACUCUGCUGCCUUCAAGGCCAGGACGAAACAGAGGAACAAAGUCAGGGACAAACGUGCUGAUGUCAUGUAAGAGAUGAGGACGGAGUGAACGGAGGAGUGAGGAACUUGUUCGGCUGUACUGAGGCUGAUGCAAAUCAAUGCCUUCAACAGCUGUCAGCCUUGAACUCUCAAUAGGGCUUUUUCACCUGCGGUUCAAUUCUCCAGAUUCAAGAUUGGCCAUUUAUCCUUAGCUCAAAGUGGACACCAGCUGUGAAACAACACAUCUUUUUUAUGUAGGAUGGAAACCACACAGGAGAGUCGAUAUUGUGCACACAUAAAAUGGGAUACUCAGAUAUCGGAAAUCAAUGUUAUCAGUGAAAAUAUUGUCUCGUUAUAAGAAUCAAAUGUUUUGAAGCUUCAUGGAACACCACUGAAACCCUCUGUGGUGUUGAUGCAUAUUGUUUGUGAUACACAGCUUGAAGUGCUGCCCUGUGCUUUGACAGCUCAGUCAAAUCUCACUUGUCUGUCUUUACACCCAGAGUUGAUACUACAGCUGCCAAAACAGAAACCCACUAUGAACAGUGCAGCUCAAAAAAAUGUGUGUGGUGUUUGUGUGUUUUAUCUGAAUUUUAUUUACCACCAUGACAUGAAACACUUAAGAAUAUGCCUAAUUAAAAAAAAAAGAAAUCAAAGUUAAUAUUGACAUCUUUGUAUGAAUUUUUUGAGGAGAAAUAUUUGAACCACUUCUGGUGGAUAAUUGUAUUUUACUUUCUAAUUUAUUAAGGGAGCAGUACUGUGUGAUUUUUAAUAAACUUAACGCUAAGACCUGUUUACAAUUAUACAGUGAACAUGACAAGAAUUUCUAUUUUUGUUUUCAUGUGUAUUUUUAAUGCAGGGUUCUGGGCCAUAUGAUCUGUCGAUGUGUAUUGCAGCUAUACUGUACAUAGGGAUUCAUGGAAAGACCAGUACUAAAUACAUACAGGCUGCUAACCAGAGCUACUGAUCAGAAGACUUUGGCGGUGCUGCUGUUUUUACUAGUGGUCAUGUUGGCAUCUAAAACCCACUGUGCUUCUGACUGUGGCAGCAUCACGUUUAGUGUUUUGGCACUUAGCUGCCUAGAUGUUUCAGUGACUUACUGAAAAGUUCUCUGAAGAUCUAGCAUUUUCCCAGUUUUACCCUCUGAAUGAAAGGGAUAUUACAGCUUUAACUGUCAGUAGUUCUGGUGCUAAGGUGCAUGGGCAGGAGAUGGAACAAAUGCAAUAAAAGUAUUUGAGCACUUUCUUUGUCUUUUGUAAUUCCACUAAGACCGGAUUUGGGGAAUAAGGCUUUAGUGGGGAAAAAUGCAUUUUAAUCAACA